CACUACGAGGGUGAUGAACACAAGUUCAACUCCUCGGAGUCACAGCUCCUACAUUUUCUGGAGCGUACCCGCCAACCAGGCUGGAAGUGGAUCGAUAGCAAGCAGCGAUCCCAACCGCCGGAAUACUCCGCUGCGAGUUCCAAUUCCAGCUCUCAUCCUCAUCCCUACAAGGGCGACAAGAACUCAUAUUUCUGCGACAGAUAUCUGCUGCUUAGUCUGGUAUACGAUGCUAAGGUAACCGAGUGGUUUGCCCAGCAAAUCCCACCGAAUCCCAGCACCAAGGAAUCAGGACCUUUAGCUAGGCUGAUGAAUCAGAUGACCAGGAAGCAGUUCAAGCAACGCUUUGGAGUGGUCCUGGCGUUUAUGGCUACACAUAGCGGAUUGACCAGAUGGCAAGACUUUUCUCCAGUAGAUAAGGAUAUAUCGUCGCCAGAGGAUCAUUUCAGUAAGCUGUAUCCUCGUGCCAUCGACGAAGUAUGGUAUAAACGUGCGGUCGAGCAGUACUACGUAAAUCCGGAUAGUUUUGUUUUUUCCGUGCCGCUCGAAGACGAGGGUGCCGACAACACCACUCUAGUCACUGCCACUCGUGCUGUGUUUAUCGAAAAUAAGGGAAAGAAAGGGAAGGCGCCGGCCAUGGUGGUCGGCUUCCAGUUCCAGCACACUGCCUUGCAAGCGCUUUUCCAGAAUAUAACGUAUAACUGCGAUGGUUGCCAAAAAGACCAAAAAGAACAAAAAGAAAAAAGUCACUACUGCGGCGACGGGUCCUGGGCAUGUUAUCUCAUUGACAAUAACGGCUAUAUAAUCGCCGCCGAGGACGAGACAGACGUCGGUAAAUUUUUUGGCGAGGUCAGAGGUCCGAUAAUGAGCAGUUUAGUCAGAGAUGGUGUCUUUGAGAGGAUAAGAAUCUUUGAUUAUCAGGCGGUGUGCUUCAAGAGUUCGCAAACCAACAACGCCGGCAACAUUCUUCUCAACCCAUGGAAGCAUUUCCAGAAAGCAUUAUCAUGGAUGAUCGGUCAAGCCGCUUGGGCUUGGGCAAAGGCGGGCGUAAUGGACUCUGAUGACGCGGAAGCAUAUUACGUUAGCGACGAUGAAUCGGCCGGUGAUUAUCACGUAAACGAGGAUAAACCUCCGCCGGUUCCUGAAAAGGAAGGCGGAACCAACUUUGAUCAGAACAUUCUGAUCAAUCGUACACGACCGGAAGUGUGUGAUAAAGAGAUAUAUUUAUAUCUGCGAAACGCCUCGUUCGACUCGUUCGACAUGGACAUGAAUUGCGAGUAUAGAUGGUACAUGGUGCAGCCGGUGUCUUAUAGUAAUAUGUUGCUUGUGGUGGUAAAUACCGUUUGCGGCGACACGACGUCACCGACACUGAACGUCAAGCCUGAGGAAGUGAUCUACGAAAAUAACACGCUGGUUUGCCAAAAGACGCUCAUCGGUCUCAAGCGAAAGCGGCCGCAGUCCUGCAUACGCACGCAUCCUGACGAGAGCCGUAUCAGGGAUCAAUGCGGCUUGGCGACGAGCACCAGGUCGAACUUGCUUCUCUUGAUAUUGCUGCUGAUGUGCGCGUUGGGAAAGAGUACUUACUUCCUCGGCUGAGAUUGAGCUGAUUUCGAUUAGCCAAUGAUCGGUGUCAAACUAAUCAACAAUGAAAUUCAUAAAUAAUGCCGCGAAUCGGACCGACUUUUGCCUGACGGGGCGCAUACAUCCAGUUGUCUCGUCGGACAAUCAGAAUUGCUACAUAACGCAUGUAUUUGAACGAUUUUCUAAUUAUUCGUUGAUUUCUCUAAUCAAUAAACUGGUUAUUUCAUGCGCGCGAAUUAGAAUUCAUGUAACUGAUAUUUAAUUUAAGAACAAGGGGGAAAACUUGAGUAAAUGGAGAAUUUAGUAAGAGAGAAAUAAUGAAAGUAAGCUAAUUCUUUCUCUCUUUUCGAAAUAUUUUUAUAUAAUAUUAAUUGAAUUUUUUAUUCCCCUCUAAUAUCACAUAUACCAAUCCUGAUCAUGAGCUCUCUGAGAUAUUCUGUGCUCUCUUAUCUCUCGUUACUGCGAUGUACUCAUUACUGUAAAUGCGGACGCAGUCGAAUUAUGGUCGAAUUUCUAGGACGAAUUUAAUGUGCUAUCCGAUCCUGCCCGGUACAGUCAGUUUCUAUGCGAUCAAUCAAAUGUGGCGAACGCAAUCGAUAUCAAAAUGUGUGCUAAGAUACAAAAUUGUCCUCCAUCGUCAUCGAUCGUCAAAUCAGAUUAGAUGAUCAGAAUUAAAACGCAUAGCGUAGGAUUGUUCGCUAACACAUUUUCGAUCAUGAAAUAGAGAAACAAGUGUGAUUCGAUGAAUGAUUUAUGUAGAUGCAUUUUAUUUAUUAUGUCAUAAAGAAGAUCGAAUUGAAAGAAAUCGACAGGCGUCUGUUCUUCAAAUUAGAUACUCAACUCCGGAUAAAUUCCUGUCAAUUAUUUUCAAUUUCUAUCCAUCUUUCUUUCAAUACUCGAAUUAAAGAUAAGCGAUUGGAUCCUUCAAUAGGCAAAACAAAAAAAAUAAAAAAAAUAUAUAUACUAGGCGUCAUGAAUGUCUUAAUACAAUGAAGUUACAUACAUUUGCGACGUAUUUUCGUAUUGUUUAAGCAAUAAUUAUGAUGCGAUUGCGAUAUAGUUAUCUAGAUAUAAAACCGGAAUAUGUCUCAAAUAUGCGUAACUAUUUGGAGGCAUUUUUCGCAUCAAGCGAAUAUGGGCGUCAAAAUGGUCGAGAUUCUUUUUUCUAAUGAUUUUUCCAAAUACGCGUCAAUUAGAAGAAUUAGUUUCUUUUGACAAUCGGAAAGUAAAUUUUACUGAAUAUCAGGAUGCGUUCUCGAAGAUCACUAAAACAAAGUGUCUCAACCGACUUUGACAUUUUCCACCACAUGUAUGUAGAUAGGAACAAUUGAAUGAACACGAGAGCGCUACAGGUAUAUUCUAGAGUCGAUCUAGCCAGUUUAAAUGCUAACUCUCGUUGAAGACAUAGAUUUUUCUAGUUGUCGGAGCAGGGUCGCGUACUUCACACAGUGCAUGUUCACAAAAACACUACGAUACAUUCGCUUUGUACAUUAUAAAUCGACGGCGAUAUGGAGAGGUGACGUACGUCGUUUGACAUCUACAGAAAAUUACGAAACGUUAAUUUUGUAUAUCGCUGUAUCAUAUUGAGGUGUGUGUGCGUGCGUGCGUGCGUGCUUGCGUGCGUGUGUGUGUGUUUGUGUGUAUGUAAAGAAGUGUGUGCCUUUGGACACGCGGUUAAGCAAAGAGAAGAAAGAGGAAUAUGAGAUCUUGUUGUAUGUUUAUCGAAUAAAUUACCGAACGUUCUAUAUUACCGCUGAACUCCGACUCUCGGAUGGUGGUCUCGUCGCGGAAACGAGUCCUGUACGGAGAACGGGGGAUGUUGUUUGUAUUACAUAGAGUUUAUUACAAUUUGCUAUGUACAACGGCUUGCCUAUGUAAAACGAGGACGUUUUCGUAUCAAAAUGACAACUUUUCAAGAGAA
Messenger RNA from Wasmannia auropunctata (little fire ant), 3499 nucleotides. RefSeq names its product voltage-dependent calcium channel subunit alpha-2/delta-3-like. Gene Ontology annotation, molecular function: voltage-gated calcium channel activity. Gene Ontology annotation, cellular component: voltage-gated calcium channel complex. The annotation marks the transcript as partial. The record is from RefSeq and is a predicted model, not a curated record. Lineage: Eukaryota; Metazoa; Arthropoda; Insecta; Hymenoptera; Formicidae. The transcript is spliced from 7 exons.